Messenger RNA from Leptinotarsa decemlineata (Colorado potato beetle), 775 nucleotides. RefSeq lists its product as uncharacterized. The record is from RefSeq and is a predicted model, not a curated record. Lineage: Eukaryota; Metazoa; Arthropoda; Insecta; Coleoptera; Chrysomelidae.
AUGAAGAAAAUCAAUCGUUGGGCUACUUUAAUAUCCUGGAUAUUCGCAUGGAAUGUAGUUUUUUGUCAAAUCGAGUUUCCUGAGUUGCCUUCACAAAGACUGGACAGUGAAAAUACAGAAGAAAGAGUUCCACUAUUCGCUCCAAACAGAUGCCCGGAAAAUCAGUUAUUGUAUCCAGGGGACCAACAGCAUGAUUGGAUAUGUGAUUGCGGUCCAGGGUUUAUCUACUACCCACCAAAAGAUUUUUGUUAUGCUGCCUAUCGUCAAGGCCCUUGUGAAAAGAAUCAUCAUUUGAUAAUUGAAAGAGCAGAAGUUAUUCCUAAGUGUGUCAAAAAUCCGUGUGAAGAUGGAUAUGCAAGAUACAAAGGCAAAUGUUAUGAAAUGGGCAAACCAAAUGGUCCAUGUCGUCCCAUUCAAGAAGGCGGUGGAAUCUUCGACGUGAAUGCCACCACUCUGCUUGUAGAGUGUUUGAAAGGAACGGAUCGUUUAUCUCUCUUCAAUCUACCAAAUCGGUGCAGGCCUGGAAGCAAGAGAGAUAAUAAUGGAAUCUGCCGAGUAAUCUAUAAUGACUAAAUAUAUACCUCAAUGAUGGGUGAAUUAUUUUUCGAUAAAUAUUUGUAAACAAUGUAGUUGUUAUGAUCCAGUAGUAGGUAUUUAUGCUUUAGGUAUAACACUUAAUGUUUUUUUCAGAAGAUAAGACAAAAUAUUGAAAGCUGCUGGAACUAUGAACGAUUCAUGACUGUUAAUUUUCAACUAUAAUAAACAAUUGAAACUA